This is a messenger RNA of Populus trichocarpa (black cottonwood), 1640 nucleotides long. RefSeq names its product cucurbitadienol 11-hydroxylase. Gene Ontology annotation, biological process: sterol metabolic process. Bases 67 to 1497 code for a protein of 476 amino acids. The transcript is spliced from 9 exons. NCBI's taxonomy places the organism in Eukaryota, Viridiplantae, Streptophyta, Magnoliopsida, Malpighiales, Salicaceae. The record is from RefSeq and is a predicted model, not a curated record. Gene Ontology annotation, molecular function: oxidoreductase activity, acting on paired donors, with incorporation or reduction of molecular oxygen; monooxygenase activity; iron ion binding.
UACGCGUUCCUUGUGAAUUCUCCAAAGUCGUCAUUUCUCUGUGUUUGUAAUUGCACCUGCUAAAAAAUGUGGACAAUUGUAUUGUGUGUUGUCGCUGUGCUUGUUGUAUACUAUACUCACUGGAUAAACAAAUGGAGGAACCCGACAUGUAAUGGGGUUCUGCCUCCUGGUUCCAUGGGGUUGCCAAUCAUCGGAGAGACUCUUGAGUUGAUUAUUCCAAGUUAUUCUCUCGAUCUUCACCCUUUCAUCAAGAAAAGAAUUCAAAGGUAUGGACCGAUUUUUCGAACAAACAUCCUCGGACGACCUGCAGUGGUGUCUGCUGAUCCAGAAAUCAACAGUCACAUCUUUCAAAAUGAAGGGAAGUUGGUUGAGAUGUGGUAUAUGGACACAUUCUCUAAGCUUUUCGCUCAAAGCGGUGAAUCAAGGACUAAUGCUUUUGGUAUCAUUCACAAAUAUGCAAGAAGUUUGACUCUGACUCAUUUUGGUUCUGAGAGCCUUAAGGAAAGGUUGCUUCCUCAAGUUGAAAACAUUGUUAGCAAGUCCUUGCAAAUGUGGUCUAGCGACGCAUCGGUUGAUGUCAAACCGGCUGUUUCAAUUAUGGUUUGUGACUUUACUGCGAAGCAGCUUUUUGGCUAUGAUGCUGAAAACUCAUCGGACAAGAUAAGCGAAAAGUUCACUAAGGUCAUAGAUGCCUUCAUGUCCUUGCCCCUGAACAUCCCUGGCACAACAUACCACAAAUGCUUAAAGGACAAAGAUAGCACGCUAAGUAUCUUGAGGAAUACACUGAAGGAAAGAAUGAAUUCACCAGCAGAAUCACGACGAGGAGAUUUCCUUGAUCAAAUCAUAGCUGAUAUGGAUAAAGAAAAGUUCCUAACUGAAGAUUUUACUGUAAAUCUGAUCUUCGGGAUUUUAUUCGCGAGCUUCGAGUCGAUUUCAGCAGCACUGACACUAUCCCUGAAGUUAAUUGGAGACCAUCCUUCAGUGUUAGAGGAGUUGACAGUUGAGCAUGAAGCGAUUCUGAAAAACAGAGAGAAUCCUGAUUCCCCACUUACAUGGGCUGAAUAUAACUCAAUGACUUUUACACUUCAGGUAAUCAAUGAAACCCUGAGGCUGGGAAAUGUUGCGCCCGGAUUGUUAAGAAGAGCAUUGCAAGAUAUGCAAGUGAAAGGAUAUACAAUUCCUGCCGGUUGGGUUAUCAUGGUUGUAAAUUCUGCCCUUCAUUUAAACCCCGCCACGUUCAAGGAUCCACUUGAGUUUAACCCUUGGAGAUGGAAGGACUUCGAUUCGUAUGCUGUUUCUAAGAACUUGAUGCCUUUCGGUGGAGGAAGGAGACAAUGUGCAGGAUCAGAAUUCACUAAAUUGUUCAUGGCAAUCUUCCUUCACAAAUUGGUCACCAAAUAUAGGUGGAAUAUAAUCAAGCAAGGAAACAUUGGCAGAAAUCCUAUUCUGGGAUUUGGAGAUGGCAUCCACAUAAGUUUCUCACCAAAGGGCAAUUAAUCAAAGACAUUUGUAAUAUUUCAAGAUUUAGUGUUGUGAUUAAGUAUAUUUAUAUCUUCCUUGUAACCAAUAAGUAUCCCCCGUCUCAUCUCUUGAGAUUGUUCUUAAGUUUUCAGCCUCAUUUAAUUUUAUAUGCAAGCAAA